AUGCUCCGUGUUUUGUGUUUGACGAUUGCCUGUUUCCUAGCCCUUGUGGCGGGAGGCUGUCUUCCAGGAGAUGCGUCGUUCGAAUCAUAUUGUUUUUCGUUCAAUCGUCUUCAAGGAAAAUUCGAUGAUGCCCAGGCCCACUGUGUGAAAAGUGUCGGUGGAAGCUUAGUGACAAUUUACAACAUGAUUGAAAACAAUUGGAUUCAGAAAUUGGCUGUCGACAACCUUGACGCUGAUUACGAUCUAUUCUGGAUUGGAGCAAGUGAUGCCAUCAAAACCAACGACUGGCGCUGGAGAGACAACAGCAAGUUGAACUUCACCAACUGGAAUCGAGGGCAACCCCUCGAGGACCGUCAUUGUGCCGCAAUGUCUGUUGCAAGCGGAACAUGGUUUACUGAAGUAUGCACCAUUCAACAUCAAUUCAUGUGUCAAUAUCCAAACGGUGAUUACCCUACUGGAGCACCCUAUACUUGUCCCCCAUGUCAAGCCUGCAGGUUUUUCUAA
Messenger RNA from Caenorhabditis remanei, 504 nucleotides. RefSeq lists its product as uncharacterized. The transcript has 3 exons. The coding region runs from base 1 to 504 and encodes 167 amino acids. Gene Ontology annotation, molecular function: signaling receptor activity. The record is from RefSeq and is a predicted model, not a curated record. NCBI's taxonomy places the organism in Eukaryota, Metazoa, Nematoda, Chromadorea, Rhabditida, Rhabditidae.